Molecule: messenger RNA, 3162 nt
Organism: Pyricularia grisea
Lineage: Eukaryota; Fungi; Ascomycota; Sordariomycetes; Magnaporthales; Pyriculariaceae
Exons: 3
Coding region: 1-3162 (1053 amino acids)
Source: RefSeq, a predicted model, not a curated record
AUGAGCACCCUUGAUCUCAACUACUUCACAUGUACCCUUGGAGAAGCAGCGCAAUGGAAGGCUUUAUCCCCAAACCGACGACAGUCGUUCAAAUCGGUACUAGACAUGAUCGACCAGCAGGCCAAAGAGAUUCCCGAAUUACCGGCAUUGGGAUUCGCUGACUUUUCCUCUGAUAAUAUUCGUAUUGAGCCUACUCAAGUCACUUUCAGCGAGUUACGGAACCUAUCGUUGCAGGCAGCAAAUACCCUAUCAACUACUAUGGAUAAAGGGAGACGGAUGAGAGAUUCGCCUGAAACUGUCGCUCUCAUCUGCAAAACCAGUCUUGACUUCAUCUUAACGUGGCUGGGUCUCACGCGUCUUGGCUAUGUUGUGCUCUUUAUCGCGCCACAACUAGACUCUCGAGCUAUCCGCUACCUCUGCGAGAAGUCACGAGUUAAAACACUUGUCGUUCAACCAUCACUAAGUACUAUGGUGAAGGACCUCAAGGCAAAAAUCAAUGUCCUUGAGAUCCCACCCUACUCAUACAACCAGGCAGCAGAACCCAAGCUGCUACAUAACGCAUCAUACUCUAACACAUCUCACAUCUUUCACUCAUCGGGCACAUCUUCAGGUCUGCCAAAACCUCUCCCACAAAGUCAACACUGCGCUGUUGGCGCCCUCCCUCGCCUCCCUGGUACGAACAAACCUGCGACAUUUACCACAACACCACUGUAUCACGGCGGCCUCGCGGACUGCCUUAGGUCCUGGUCAAGCGAUGCAAUGAUUUGGCUCUUUCCCGAGUCAAUAAUGCCAAUCACGGGGUCCAACAUCGUGACAGCACUCCACUUCUCACAAAAACACAGCUCCAUGGGGGACGUCAAGUACUUCUCUUCUGUACCAUCCGUGCUACAGAUGAUGAUGGAACAGGGAACGGAUGGACUAGAACUCUUAAGAAGCAUGGAACUGGUAGGCUUUGGCGGGGCCGCGUUACCUAUUUCUAUAGGCAACGAAUUGGUGAGCCAAGGUGUGCGGCUCGUAUCGCGCAUGGGCAGCGCUGAGUGCGGGUUUCUACUGUGCUCCGCCCGUCACAAUUACGACAAAGAUAAAGAGUGGCAGUUUUUGCGGUGCAAGGUUGAUGACGAUAUGAUGGCCUUCGAACAACGGGGCCAGGGGCUUUUUGAACUGAUCGUGAAGCCUGGAUGGCCGCUCAGGGAGCAUUCUAAUCGGUCCGACGGGUCGUUUGCUACAGCUGAUUUGUUUGAGCAACAUCCUUCGAUUCGGAACGCAUGGCGUUAUCACUCGCGGGCUGAUGCGCAGAUCGCUCUUGAUAAUGGCAAGAAGUUCGAUCCGUCACCCAUCGAGGACACUAUCCUAGCGGAAGCCUCAUCCUUGCUGGACGGCGUUUUGGUGUUCGGUGCUGGGCGUACCUAUCCCGGCGCUCUACUCCUCAGCAAAGAAGGCUGCGACGACGAUGGUGCCGUUGUUAAUGCUGUAUGGCCAAGCGUGGAAAAGGUCAACGAGGCAUCACCGAGUCAUGCGAGAAUAUCGAGGGCGAUGCUUGUUGUAGUGCCCAACACGAACGGACCCCCGCCACUGGAAAAGAGCAGUAAGGGUACAAUCAUGCGCGGUAAGGCGGAGAAGCGAUACGCCCAAUAUAUAGAAGACGCAUAUACACCUGCGGCAACAGCCGAAAAAACGAACUGCGUGAGAAUGGAAGACAUUCCAGGCGCCGUGUUCCAAAGUUUCACUCAGGUAUUGGGUCGAGAACUGGAUCCUGACAAAGACCUAUACCUUCAAGGUGUCGACUCAAUGACAUGCAAUCAUGUCCGGCGGCUGAUAGAAGCAGAGAUUAUGCCCUCCAACAGCAACAAGUUGCCCAUGAACGUAAUCUAUGACAACGGCAGCAUUAACAAGCUAGGCAGGUUUCUUCAGGGCCUCAUAGCCGGGUCUCCCCUUGCAACAUUACACGAUGAUGCAAAUGUCGACUUGAUGCGAGAGCUCGCUGCCAAGUACUCAAGAUUCGGAAGCGAUAAACGUAAAGGCCGAGGCAAUCACCGCGAGACAGAGGUUAUCGUGCUGACAGGCGCGACGGGAAUGUUGGGUGCACACAUUCUGCAUGAACUUUUAUCCGACAGCAGAGUGAGCACAACCUUCUGCCUUGUACGCGCCAAGGACCCUGAGACGGCUACAGAACGAAUUCAAGAUUCUCUCCUUCGACGAGGCUUCCCAAAUUCGCAGAUCCGAGCUGACCAGGUAGUCUGCGUGCCCUGCGACCUGAGCCGCCCAGAUCUCGGGCUUUCCAAUCUUCAUCGACAGCGUUUGACCCAUGCAGCGACCAUGUAUAUACACGCAGCGUGGCCUGUCAACUUCAGCCUGCGUCUGACAUCUUUCGAGAGCCAGCUAGAAGCCUUGUAUAAUCUUCUAAAGAUGGCUGCCACCAACGAGGCGCGGUUUCAUUUUAUCAGUUCCACGGCAUCCGUAGUGCAAUCACACCACAACCUGAUUCCGGAGGAACCAUCAUUUCACCCGCGAGAUGCAGGGCCACUAGGUUACGCUCAAUCCAAAUGGGUUGCAGAACAGAUUUGUGCCGCGGCACACACAAGUUUUAGCAACGUUGGCAUUAUCAGAGUCGGCCAGCUCUGUGGCAAUAAGAAAGGCAUAUGGAAUAUGAGCGAGGCAUGGCCAUUAAUGCUGUCAACUGCAAAGCUGACUAGUUGCCUGCCGGAUCUGCAAGAUGAGGUGCUAGGCUGGUUCCCCGUCGAUCAGGCGGCAGGCGCUAUACUGGAUAUCAUAAUACCAAAUGAAACGAUAGCAACUGCAACAAAGCAGGAUAUAAAGGUCUUCCAUGUGCACAACGCGCAUAGAACACCAACCUGGAGCCAGAUGCUUCAGUGGAUUAAGGAGAAUGAGCCGUCGCUAAAGCUCGAAAUUGUGCCGCCCCUGACUUGGACGAUGAGAUUGGAAGAGGUUUUGGGGGAAACUGGUCAUCCCUCCAAAGGAUUAUUAUACUUUUGGAAGGAUAGGUACGCGGAGCGGAUAAGGGAUAGAGGCGUGUCCGAAAAGGUGGUAAAUCCAUCUUUCGGCGUCGUCGAAGCUGAGAAGGCAUCUGCGGCUGUCCGCAAUUUGAGUCCGUUAGACAAAGAGGCUGUAAUGCGGAUGUGUACUUGGAUAUUCAAUAAAUAA